GCCUCUCUUGUCAUGCUGGAAUCACCUUGCAACCAGACAUCAGCUAGUUCUUUCACCCUUAUGGGUAUCCCAGGACUGGAGAGGGCACACCUCUGGCUGGCAGGUCCGUUGACCUUGAUGUAUGCUAUGGCCCUUGUGGGCAACACUCUGAUUUUGACUGUGAUCUGGGUCGAAUCUACUCUGCACGAGCCCAUGUUCUACUUCCUGUGCAUUCUGGCAGUUGUCGACAUCCUCAUGGCAACCUCUGUGGCCCCCAAGAUGUUGAGCAUCUUCUGGUCAAGUGAUGGUGUCAUCUCAUUCACUGCCUGCUUUGCUCAGAUGUAUGUGGUCCAUGCAGCCACCGCUGCUGAGACAGGGCUGUUGUUAGCCAUGGCUUUUGAUCGCUAUGUGGCCAUCUGCAAACCCCUGCACUAUCAAACCAUUCUCACACCCAAUACGAUGUUGGGGAUUGGUCUGGCUAUCAUGGUGAGAGCUAUUCUGAUCAUGACUCCAUUGAGCUGGAUGGUGAUCCAACUGCCAUUCUGUGCCUCCCACGUGGUCCCCCAUUCCUACUGUGAGCACAUGGCUGUGGCCAAGUUGGCGUGUGCUGAUUAUAUGCCCAGCAGCCUUUAUAGUCUGAUUGGUUCCUCAAUUAUUGUAGGUUCUGAUGUAUCCUUUAUUGCUGCCUCUUAUACCCUGAUUUUGCAAGCAGUAUUUAGACUUUCUUCCAAGGAUGCCCAAUUCAAGGCUCUCAGCACAUGUGGCUCCCAUGUAGGGAUCAUGGUGCUCUACUAUCUCCCUGGAAUGAUAUCCCACUAUGUGGAAUGGUUUGGACAAGAUGUGGUGCCUUUGCACACUCAGGUGCUACUUGCUGAUUUUUAUUUGGUCAUUCCCCCAACUUUGAACCCUAUCAUCUAUGGUCUGAGGACCAAGCAAAUCUUAAAGCGAGUAUUAGAUAUAAUAGGAAACUGUUGGUCUAUAGUGCCAAGGCUCAAAUUGGAGAAACCCUGA
Molecule: messenger RNA, 990 nt
Organism: Antechinus flavipes (yellow-footed antechinus)
Lineage: Eukaryota; Metazoa; Chordata; Mammalia; Dasyuromorphia; Dasyuridae
Product: olfactory receptor 52I2-like
Exons: 1
Coding region: 13-990 (325 amino acids)
Biological process (GO): G protein-coupled receptor signaling pathway
Cellular component (GO): membrane
Molecular function (GO): G protein-coupled receptor activity; olfactory receptor activity
Source: RefSeq, a predicted model, not a curated record